GAUUGACACUUGACCCCAAAUAAAUUUUCUUUGUAACUCAAGUUCGAUAAUUGACAUUCAAUAUUUUAGUUCUAGAAUGCAUUUCAUGAAUUUAUUCAUUUUCUGUGUGUCCUUUCUUCAGGUGAUUAGCAAAGACAGUUUUAACUUCUCUGAAAUUAAUGGCAAACGAAGAAACGUCCUCGUGUUUAUUGCCGAUGAUGGGGGAUUUGAAAUGCAAGCGUACAACAACACUGUAUGCAAAACACCAAAUUUAAAUAAAUUGGCUGAAAGAAGUGUUGUUUUUGAUCAAGCAUUUACGUCAGUGAGCAGCUGUUCUCCGAGUCGUUCAACCAUCUUAACAGGUUUGCCACAACAUCAGAAUGGGAUGUAUGGUUUGCAUCAUCAGGUGCAUCAUUUCAAUUCAUUUGAUGCUGUGAAAAGUCUUCCAAAACUUCUUCAAAAUAAUGGCAUAAGAACUGGUAUUAUUGGAAAGAAACAUGUUGGACCGGAAUACGUGUAUCCAUUUGAAUAUGAGUUCACUGAGGAGCAAUAUCCUAUGUUGCAAGUUGGUCGCAACAUAACUUUUAUGAAGUUACUGGCCAGGAAUUUCUUUGAACAAUCGCAACAAGAUAAUCGCUCUUUCUUUCUCUACAUUGGCUUUCACGAUCCUCACAGAUGUGGGAGCACAAAUCCACAAUAUGGCCAAUUCUGCGAGAAAUUUGGAAACGGUGAACCCGGUAUGGGAUACAUAGAAGACUGGAAACCAAUCCAUUAUGACCCGUCAGAUGUGUUUGUUCCAUACUUUGUUCAAGAUACGAUAGUGGCUAGAAACGAUUUAGCUGCACAAUACACAACUAUCAGCAGGUUGGAUCAAGGCGUUGGAUUAAUACUGGAUGAACUAAAACAGGCUGGUUUUGAGGAUUCCACUAUGGUUUUAUAUAGCUCUGAUAACGGAAUACCUUUUCCACUUGGUCGCACAAACCUUUACGAACCAGGAAUGAAGGAGCCAUUUUUUAUUUCAUCUCCAUUUCACCGUGAAAAAUGGAACACAAGAAGUGACGCGUUAAUCAGUCUCUUGGAUAUAACUCCAACUGUCUUGGAUUGGUUUAAGGUAACCUAUCCUAAAUACAAGAUAUUUGGUCCAAAUAUGGUGAGCCUCUCCGGUAAAUCAUUGCUACCAUUAAUUCAAGAAAGUAAACCAGACACGACGAAAAUACACGAUGAAAUUUUUGCAAGCCACAAUUUGCACGAAGUGACCAUGUAUUAUCCAUCAAGAGUCGUAAGAACAAAACGGUUUAAAUUAAUUCACAAUUUAAACUUUCUGAUGCCAUUUCCUAUUGAUGAAGAUUUCUUCAUCUCGAAUACAUUUCAAGACAUUCUUAAUCGAACCCGUAAACGCAAAGAAACGCAUUGGUUCAUAAGUUUACACGAUUAUUAUUACCGUCCCCGUUGGCAGCUUUUCGAUUUGAUGGACGACCCGAAGGAACAAGUAAAUCUUGCCGAGAAUAAAGAUUUUCGAGAUGUAUUUUUAGGUUUGCGUCACGAUUUGAAUGAAUGGCAGAAUUUUACAUAUGAUCCUUGGAUAUGUGCUCCUGAUGGUGUUCUUCAAAACACUGGAAGAUAUUUACCUUCAGGAACUUGUCUACCAUUAUAUAAUAAUUUGGAAAAAGUUGUCAAGUAAUUGCAUGAGUUUACACAAUUCAUUUUGAAAUUACGUGCAAAAUAUUUUUACAAAAUAUAUAUCAAUACAAAUUAGCAUUGAGUACCAUUUAUUCCGCUAAGUUGAACAAUUACAAAACAGUGAUGUACCGAUUAUUCAUCGCUCAAAAUAAUUUUCUACAAUUCAAUCAGUUUAAAAAUUGAAUGUACAUAAUAAUUCAGUAAAUUCUACUGCAAUUAAAAAAUGGUACUUGGUAGUUGACUACAA
Molecule: messenger RNA, 1906 nt
Organism: Xenia sp. Carnegie-2017
Lineage: Eukaryota; Metazoa; Cnidaria; Anthozoa; Malacalcyonacea; Xeniidae
Product: N-sulphoglucosamine sulphohydrolase-like
Exons: 5
Coding region: 77-1660 (527 amino acids)
Biological process (GO): heparan sulfate proteoglycan catabolic process; glycosaminoglycan catabolic process
Molecular function (GO): N-sulfoglucosamine sulfohydrolase activity
Source: RefSeq, a predicted model, not a curated record